Messenger RNA from Sclerotinia sclerotiorum 1980 UF-70, 3393 nucleotides. RefSeq lists its product as hypothetical. The transcript is spliced from 5 exons. Gene Ontology annotation, cellular component: Smc5-Smc6 complex. Gene Ontology annotation, molecular function: ATP binding; ATP hydrolysis activity. NCBI's taxonomy places the organism in Eukaryota, Fungi, Ascomycota, Leotiomycetes, Helotiales, Sclerotiniaceae. Gene Ontology annotation, biological process: double-strand break repair via homologous recombination. The coding region runs from base 1 to 3393 and encodes 1130 amino acids. The record is from RefSeq and is a predicted model, not a curated record.
AUGUCAUCUCGAAGGCGUCGGUCAAGGGCCGAAGUCGAUGAUGACGACAGUUCGGAAAAUCCUACACCAGCGCAGUCUGCGAAAAGAUCUCGCACAUUACAUUACGAAUCUGAGGAAGGAACUUCUAGGCCCGAUACUUCGCCAUCCUCUAGAGACGAAGAUGACAGACGAAAGGUCGGAGGCAUUUCCGACUCUCCCGCAAUCAGAUCGGGACGCGGCAAAUUCGCUCCGGGAGCUAUAGUUCGGGUCAAGCUCAAUAAUUUUGUUACUUACGAGAGUGCUGAAUUUUUCCCGGGUCCAAAUUUGAACAUGGUGAUUGGUCCAAAUGGUACGGGCAAGAGUUCCUUGGUUUGUGCCCUCUGCUUGGGCUUGGGCUCUUCUCCAAAACACCUCGGUCGGGCAGAUAAAGUCGGGGAAUUCGUCAAACAUGGUUCAAAGGAUGCAUUCAUCGAAAUCGAGCUCCAAAAAAGAAGCAACGAGCGUGAGAAUCAUAUCAUCAAAACUCGAAUUCUUAAAGAUGGGAAUAAUUGCGAAUUUUGGAUAAACAACAAAAGAGCAAGCCAUAAAAAUGUUCUAGCUUUAGUCAAAGGAUUCAGCAUUCAGAUCGAUAAUCUUUGUCAGUUCUUACCACAGGACAAAGUUUCCGAGUUUGCAGCAUUGACACCUGUCGAACUCCUCCAUCAUACACAAAGAGCAGUUGCUGCACAAGAGAUGUUGGACUGGCAUGAUGAGCUCAGGAAUUUGAGAAAAGAGGAGAAAUCGAGGCAAAUGCAGCUCGACCUAGAUAAGGAACAAUUGACCAAUCUGGAAAAACGACAGGCAGGGCUGCGUCCGGAAAUGGAACGUCUCGAAGAGCGUAUUCAGAUCGAGAAGAACUUAGAGAAGCUGAAGAAUAGUAUUCCCUUUGUAGAAUAUAGACAGGCACGGCUUCGACAUACGGAAUGUAGGAAUGAGAAGAUAGCAGCAACAAAACGGUUUAAAACUUUGGAGAGCCAGGUCGAACCGACUUUGCGGCUAGUUAACAAGAAGGAUUCGCUGGAGAAGAAGUUAGCCAAGGCCGUUUCCAAUCGCAAGAAGAACCUUCAACUUGCGGAAGCAGCUGCAGAUGAGCUUUUGAAGAAAGUCGAGGAAUGGGAUGACAAAAUAGGUGAUUGCGAUCGGAGAGUAAAAGUUGUUCAGGAGGCAGAGGAUAAACGCAGGAAAGAUUUAGCGAAGGUUAGAAGGGCCAUAAUUGACCUCGAAGCCCGACUUCGAGAACCUGAAAUAGAGUUCAAUGCUGUUGAGUACAAUCAGCGCAUUAGAGCAAUUGAGCAGGAUAUCAAAGCCAUCCAAGACAGGAUUCAAGAGCUUCGAGAAAGCCGAGAAGUACUCAAAUCCAAAGGUCGAGACCUACGAGCCGAACAAGACAAGGCGAAGCAGGACCUCGCCGACUUCGACAGUCAAGCUGGAAGACAAAUUAACAAGAUUGCCCAGCAUUCCAGAGAUACUGCGAUGGCUUGGAAGUGGGUUCAGGACAACCCGAAUCAGUUUGAGAAGGAGGUAUACGGGCCCCCUUUGAUUACAUGUUCUGUGAAGGACCCAAGAUAUACCGAUGCUGUUGAAUCAUUGUUCCGUCAGAGCAAUAUGCUCACCAUCACCGCACAAACUCAAGCUGAUUACAAGCUAUUAAAUGAUCAAUUCCAUUCUGCAGAAAUGAGGUUGGCUGAAGUCAGAACCCAGAUGAGCACCCAGACCCUAGCCGAGACUAUUGGGCGACCGUCAGCUACUAUUGCCGAAUUGAACAGUAUAGGUCUUGAUGGUUGGGCUAUUGAUUUCAUUGAUGCCCCGGAGCCAGUCCUUGCAAUGUUGUGCAAUGAUAUUAAAGCUCAUAGGACGGCCGUCACCCUCCAAGAUGUCACCGAGGAACAGCAUGAAAGGAUUAUCCGCGCCGGGAUCACCUCUUUCGUGACGAAAACCACCUCUUACAAGAUCACGACGCGAAGAGAAUAUAACGCAUCAUCAACCCAAACUUCGGGAAUUAAUCGAGCUAGAUUUUUUAUUGAUGGUGUUGUAGACACUUCGGGGCGGCGUAUGAUCGAAGAAAACCUCCAAGAACUCGGCCGAAAAUUCGAGGCCCUGAAGGAGGAAAACAAGGACAUAAAUGAUAAGAUCGAGCAAUAUUCGAGUACUAUGACCCCGAAAAAAGAUGAAAAGGACGCGAUUAUAGCCGAUAAACAACAAAAGCAAAAGGCUUAUGGUGAACAAAGAGCUCUCCCUGGACUGCUUGCUCGAGAGAAGGAGUCUUUGGAGAGAUUGGAAUCAUCUAGCUCUGAAUCUAGGGCGGAGAUUCAAUCAAUCCUAAAAGAGCAGGAUGUUGCUGGCCUCAAGAAAGGGGGAGAUGUGAUGAAACAUAUCGAGCAAAUCAAUCAGAUCAUGGUUUGCUCCGAAGAACUUGACGAAGCCGAAGCUCGACGUAUUGAAGCGGAUUCGGAUGCCCACGCUUUACGGGAGCGCAAUCGUGAUAUAGUCGCAAACCUUGACGCGGAACGUACACGGUUACAGGAAAUCGAAGCACAAUCAAAGCUGGCAACUGAAACGGCACGAGUUGCGCUCGAUGCUUGCAGAAAUCUCAGAAGGGAGGCCGAGGAGAGAAAUGACACUGAGUCUUUAGAAUACUUCAGCAAUAUCUCCGAGGAUAGAACCGUGGAAAGUCUACAGCAGGAAAUAAACAGCGAGGAGCAUAAACUCAAUUACAUUCAAGCUAACAAUCCGAAUGCCAUUCGAGAGUAUGAGAAACGCCAGGUUGACAUUAGCCGAUUAAACACCAGGAUCACUAGUACCGAGAGUGAACUAGGGGACGUUACGCAGAAGGUUACUCAGAUCAUGAGGACAUGGGAGCCAAAACUUGAUGCACUUAUUGAGCAAAUUAGUCAGGCAUUCUCGCAUAAUUUUGAGCAAAUUGGUUGUGCUGGUGAAGUUGGUGUGUAUAAAGAAGACGAUUUUGAAAAAUGGGCGAUUGAGAUUAAGGUCAAGUUCAGAGAAAAUGAGACCCUUCAGCUUCUUGACAAGCAUCGCCAAUCCGGAGGUGAACGUUCCGUCUCCACUAUUUUCUACCUCAUGUCUUUACAAUCGCUUGCUCGCUCCCCUUUCCGCGUUGUUGAUGAGAUUAAUCAAGGAAUGGAUCCUCGUAAUGAACGAAUGGUCCAUGGACGUAUGGUCGAGAUCGCAUGUCAGGAGCAUGAUAGCCAAUAUUUCCUCAUCACACCAAAAUUACUUCAUGACUUGAAAUACCAUCCAAGAAUGAAGGUUCUGGUUAUUGUGAGUGGUGAACAUAUGCCAGAUGAUAAUACGAAUUUCAGUGUAAAAGGUACGCUAGAGACCAGGAGACGUAUGAGGGGCAUUGCUGCUGCGUAG